Messenger RNA from Acaulospora colombiana, 665 nucleotides. The record is from the annotation of a GenBank genome assembly. NCBI's taxonomy places the organism in Eukaryota, Fungi, Glomeromycota, Glomeromycetes, Diversisporales, Acaulosporaceae.
AUGUCGGCACCAGGGAUGAGUUGGAAGAUGUUCAUUAUGGCGGGCACAGAGCGUUCGAUUAUACGACCGCUACGAACACUCGACGACAGAACGACCAUACAAUAGAGACGACUACUGUCGACCAUCUUAUUGCACACUCAUCACCAGAGCCCAUCGCACAAAAUAGUCUCGCCGCUACGCCCCGCCUGACGUGGAGCACCUCGUGCAUCCUGGAGACGUACAGGAGCUUCCUACACGAUCUAUAUUUUUUCUACAAAAUUAAGGCGUCCGUUUAUUGCCUAGCGCUCGCGCCCACCCUUGUCAAAAGGCCAAUCCGUUCGGAGAACCGGAGUCGUGUUGUAAGGUUAAAUAUUGUGAAAAAGCCAGACAUGUCGGUGGCAGAGGUCGAGGCAGCUAGCCACCAAUCUAGAGAGCCAUCUGUGAGGGCUCCCAAGCUUCAUGAACUCAACAGCAACGCAAGACUACAUUUCCAUCACGGAGAAGACGAGACGAUUCGAGGACGAGCCGAGAGCUCCUCUCAAUCCCAAACACGGUUGGGUUGUGACGACAAGGACGACUCUCGCGUCCCGCAUCCUCCUCCUUUGGUGUGCUCGGACAGUUGGGUGUUGACGGGGGGGAGAGGACUGUCUCUACCGGACAGUCGUAGUGGCUGGGGGGAGAACUGA